AUGCUGCUCCAAGACCGCACGAUCAAAUACAGGUCCGCACUGAAAUACUUGUCGGGAGGAUACUUUAUUAAACAAGGUAACAUUUUUUUUUAUUUUUUUUUAUUUUUACACACAUAUUUUGGUUUAUCUUCCUUCUACAAUCAUUAUCUGAAAAUUAAUGACUCAACUUCAAAGUCACCCUUAUAACUAAACAAGAUGACUGUAAUGUGUUAGUUAUAUAUUCUUCACUUCGUCUAUACAAUACAUAAGAAGUAGUUUGGUUGCAAUAAAGUAGAAUCACGUACCUGCAGCCCUUAUACAACCUCUUAAAUGACUGAAGUGUCCUAUUAGGGUACAAACAUAGUGGAACGACGAGGCUAGAGGCAUAGCGACGAGGUAAGCGACGCGGCUUUUAUUUCAUCGUAAGCGACGCGGCUUUUAUUUCAUCGUGUAUUGUAAUGAAACCAAACAUAGGGUACAAACAUAGUGGAACG
Acanthoscelides obtectus is the source of this 473-nucleotide messenger RNA. NCBI's taxonomy places the organism in Eukaryota, Metazoa, Arthropoda, Insecta, Coleoptera, Chrysomelidae. The record is from the annotation of a GenBank genome assembly.